CUUAAAUCUGAAUGGAAGGUACUCACAAAAUUUGUGGCGUGAAAAUAAUAACAAUCCCACCUAGCUGCAGCAUAAAAUAGGUUUCGUGGGAUUAAAGAGUGCCACACUCAAUUAUUACGCAUACGCCGCGUGUGACGGCAGUCGAGUCUGCUAAUUAGCUCGGAAAUUUCUGCAAAAUGGCGGCCAUACAGACAGGUGGACGCCCCCGGGAACGGCUGCUCUACGCCUUCCGGGGUUGGAUUGCCUUUGUGGCCUUCAUGGACCUGGGCACGGCAUUCCGGAGCUAUAUUGAGCGGCGCAGCUUCCUGGGCGACCACAGCGACACCCAGUUUAUAGAAGGUGACUACACCAUAUCCCGCAUUAUCGGCAUGUACUGCCUCCUCAAAGCCAUCGCCCUCGUCCACUGCACCCUCUACAUCCACUACAGACCGGUUGUGAGCAUGGGAGGGUGCUCCCUGGCUUUAACCAUGGUCUUUUAUGCCACCGAAGCCCUCUAUUUUCGCUCCAGCACCAUCAACUUUUACGUGAUCUUCCCAUGUGUACUGAACUCUAUCACCCUCCUGGGUUUGAUUUACAUACCCAAACGACUGCGGCUCUGGGAGCCAAAUAUGGAUCUCGAUGAUGAAAACUCGCAGCUCUUGAAGCAAAUGACUGGCUUCAAAAGGCGGCGUGCGAAAAAACAAUAAUUUAAUGUCUAAAAUGGACAGCCUGACGAGAUGGAGGAGCUCAGUAUUGCCGAGACAACUUAAAGUCUCACAUUGGACUGAAUUGGUGUGAUAGAAGUGACAUCAAGUUCAUCAUUAAUUUAAUAGCAAUACUGCAAACAACGCCAAAUUAGUGAUUUUCUAUACGAAUUAGAUACGAACGAGGCAAUGAAAUGAUAGUCAGUCUCUUGAUAAGUCAAUUCCCGGCAUAAUCACUUCAAGACAUAUGUUGAACUUCCUUUUUAUGAAAAUAUAUCCAUAGAGUUUUACGGCACAAUAGAGUUAUUGCACUUUUAAAAGUUGAAAAUCGAUAUUAGGAAUCAUUCGAAAUUAUCAGAAUUAGCACCCGAGUUAAACAAUUAAAAUGAAAAGGCUUUAACUUUACAAAUUAAGUUUAUAAUCAUCAUAGUGUUACGUUGGAUAUUUCCAUUUAAUAUUGACAAUUUUUGGAACAUGCUUCCGCUCUUAAAAUUAAGCGACCACCUAGUUACACAUUUUAUACUCAUCACAUAUGAAUACCAUUUAUAAAAAUAUAGGAACAAUAAUAGUUUUAUACGCAUUACGUAGAAUAUGUUUGAAUAAAAAUUUGAAUAAUCGCAAU
Messenger RNA from Drosophila bipectinata, 1305 nucleotides. RefSeq lists its product as uncharacterized. The record is from RefSeq and is a predicted model, not a curated record. Gene Ontology annotation, molecular function: protein-macromolecule adaptor activity. Lineage: Eukaryota; Metazoa; Arthropoda; Insecta; Diptera; Drosophilidae. Gene Ontology annotation, cellular component: endoplasmic reticulum; membrane.